Molecule: messenger RNA, 1854 nt
Organism: Ceratina calcarata
Lineage: Eukaryota; Metazoa; Arthropoda; Insecta; Hymenoptera; Apidae
Gene: GlcAT-I
Product: Glucuronyltransferase I
Exons: 4
Coding region: 350-1423 (357 amino acids)
Biological process (GO): carbohydrate metabolic process; chondroitin sulfate proteoglycan biosynthetic process
Cellular component (GO): Golgi membrane
Molecular function (GO): galactosylgalactosylxylosylprotein 3-beta-glucuronosyltransferase activity
Source: RefSeq, a predicted model, not a curated record
UUGCGCUUUAUUUGUUACUUAUCAAACGUCCCUUCGUAAAGUUCGCGAUGAUUUUAGAAGCUUCGCCAUUCGUGUUCCUAAGCGAAUUUUAUAUUUGCAAACAAGAACGUUCUUGUUUCACAUUUUUCUUGCUAUGGUCGUGAUCGAUUUUCAUGGUAACGUUCUGAAUCUAGUGUUUAAAAUGCAGUGCUCUUUGACACAUGCUGUGACCUUCGCGUGGCCUUGAGGUUUAAGGUUAGAUCAUUCGCUAUCUGAUUCUUAUACAUAUGACAGACCGCAAAUCGGUGCUGCCGUUGAAUAGCAGUCGGCAUCGUAGAAUAGUGUGGAAUAGUGUCAUGGCGCGGCAACCAUGACAGAACGUAUAUUUCUCAGCAACGAAUUCGACACGAAAUCUAAUAUGGUGGGCGGCUUCCGUAGCCAAAGAUUCCUAACAUUGUUCCUGCUGUUUAUAAUUACGUUUCAAAGUUUCGUGUAUUAUCAAGAACGUUACAAAUGGGUGGAAGUACGAGAGGAAGUGGUUUCAAUGGUCACGGAGCAACAAGAAAAACUGGCGGCAGUGAUUGCCGAGCAACAAGACGUGUUCGGUCUAACUUAUAGCAUCAUCAAGAGGCUCGAAGGGCAUGGGAUGCUCAGCGGCAGCAGACAGGACUCAGCCAACAAGCCUAUAAUUUAUGCGAUCACUCCUACGUUCUCCAGGCCCGUGCAGAAAGCCGAACUGACCCGUUUGGCGCAGACCUUCCUACACAUACCGAACUUCCAUUGGAUCGUCGUCGAAGACUCGAGCAGUAAGACGAAACUCGUCACGCGGUUUCUCGAGAACAGCGGUUUAAUUUACACCCAUUUGGCGGUGAUCACUCCGCCUAAUUACAAACUCGGCCGGACCGAUGCCAACUGGAAGAAGCCACGUGGCGUCGAGCAAAGGAACGCUGCGUUACGAUGGCUUCGCGAAAAUCUUAAACCUACUGACAACGGUAUCGUGUACUUCGCUGACGAUGAUAACACGUACUCGAUUAAACUUUUCUACGAGAUGGAGAAAAUAAAGAAGGUUGGCGUGUGGCCGGUGGGUCUCGUCGGUGGCCUGAUGGUGGAAAAGCCGAUAUGUGAUAACGUUACAAAUAAAGUAAUCGGUUUCAACGCAGGCUGGAAGCCGGACCGUCCAUUCCCGUUAGACAUGGCCGGGUUCGCGAUAAACCUGCGGCUUCUGCUGGAGCACAAGGAUGCCGAGUUUUCGUAUGACGUCGAGGGCGGCUACCAGGAGAGUGAAAUCCUGCGACAAAUCGUCACUAGAGAUGAACUGGAACCACUGGCGGAUUGCUGCAUGAAGGUGUACGUGUGGCACACGCGAACGGAGGACCCGAAAUUAAAGAUGGAACAGCUGUUAAUAAAAAAAGGUAGACGUUCCAACAUAGGUAUUGAGGUGUGAUAAAAAGUGUGUGUUCGAGACAAAAGAAGCCUGAUCUGUGUUAUAGAUAUUAUCGCGUCCAUCAGCGCAAUUAAUAUUUAAGAUAAAGUAAAUUUUGUAUACGCUUUCUAUCAUUCACAUCAUCAUUGGUUAUGUAUUGUUUAUAUAGCAAUGCAGUGCCAUAACGCGUAAUCGCUUUGUAGCUACAUAAUCGACAAGGAUUUUAGAUGCGAUUGUAGAUAGAUCGUGCGUACCGAUAGUAUGCAAUGAUAACACGGCCUAACGACGUACUAUUGAUAAGCAUCGGGGACUUUUACACACUCCUUCUAUUCAUACGAGGUUGUUUCAUUUUCUACGAUAAAACUCGCACUAGUGUUAAGAAGUGUAACGAGGUUCCAGAUGUAAUAAGAUUUUUAUGUAAAUGAAAUGAAAAUAAAAUAGCGGUUGAACGA